AAUCUGACAUGCGCAGUGACUUGGAUGGAAAAAUCGGCGAUGUGCAGUCAUCAGUUACUGCUGUAUCAGCUAUGGUGGAAGUCCCUCUCAAGAAGGUUGCAACACAAAAUCACUAUAGGUCUAUUCGUGAUACCUCUACAUCAUUUGGUAGCGAGGGUAAUGGCAGGGUGCAGUUCAGUUAUCCAUAUGGCAUCACAAUCAGCAAUGAUGGAAAGGUCUUUAUUGCUGAUGCUGGCAAUCAUCGGGUGAAGGUCACCACACUGGAUGGUACAUACAUACGUGAUAUAGGCAAACAGGGCAGUGGUAAUACUGAAUUCAACACCCCCACUGAUGUAGCUGUGGAUGACGAUGGUGAUCUUGUGGUGGUUGACAGGGACAAUAAGAGACUGCAGGUCCUACAUCAGGAUGGGUCUUACGUGAAAACGAUUGGUAACGCUGCUAUCGGUGACUCGUAUGGUGUUGCAGCACUGUCUCUGCCCCAGCAUGGUAUUUGUUAUGCUGUAACCAAUAUCAAUGACGGUUGUGUGAGAGUGUUUGAGAAAGGAGGAAGGCAGUUGAACAAGUUUGGUACUGAAGGAAGUGGACCAGGACAGUUCAACAAACCAGUGGGUAUUAUCUCGUCCAACGGCAGAUUGCUGGUUGUGGAUCAGUCCAAUCACCGUAUCCAGGUUUUCACUACUGAUGGAAACUUCAUUACCAUGUUCGGAUCAAGGGGAAAGUCAGAUGGUCAGUUCGAGAACCCGCAGUUCAUUGCCGAGGAUAGGCAUGGACACUUCCUGGUCACUGAUUUUUACAACAACCGUGUUCAAGUGUUCGCUUCUGACACAUUCUCUCACGUUGCUACCUUCGGUGCAAGCAGUUGUCUUUCUCGUCCGUACGGCAUUGCAGUAUCACCCAGUGGUACUGUGUAUGUUAGUGACACUAGCAAACACCGUAUCACAAUGUUCUAACUGUUGUCCUGGAGCAUCUUGUUUCUUGUUCUACACUAAUGUUUCUCACUGCUGUGAAACAAGAACAGGACCAGUAUUAGCAGUUUUGUUUGCUCAGGCUUUACUAUAGUAUUUCAGUUUUGGUUGUGUGACACAUCGAGUAUGCAUAACCUACCCAGUAGCUAACAUGCAUUGGGCAGGCGAACAGUAGAUCCAGCCAAGUCCUGACCGACUGGAGCAGUUCCAACAUGUCUGAUUAAGAUGAUGAACUGAUGAACAUUGCCAAUUACUGUUUAUCAUGCUUGCAUGAUUGAAUGUGUGCUUGCAUAUGUGUGUAUGUGUUUGUGUGUGCAUUUGUUUGUGUGUGUGUGUGUGUGUGUGUGUGUAUGUGUGUUUGUGUAUGCGUGUGUGUAUGCAUGCAUUUGCUUAUAAACUCCUGCCCUGAGUUGUAUAUAUACAUGGUACUUGGAUCACUCUCAUUGUUACAAUCCUAUUCUCGAUGUGCAGAGGAUGAUUCUAUUGAUUGUGUUAGCUGCGUGCUCUUUUUCCUUUCUCUGAAAAUCUAUUGCAUUUCAGCGAAAUGUCUCGCUGCUUAGUAUCGCAAUACAUCAAAAAGUUUUUUUAUGUCACUUUUGGAUACAAUGAAGAAUGAGCACAUUGUCCGAGGUACUGUUUUCUUUCUAUCAUCUUUCGUGGUGUUUUCUGUUAGUAUCUUUAUUUUAGAAAUGUUUCAAAACUCGUUUUUUUAUAACUGCUGCUGCAUACCCUUCUUGUUUGAUCUGAAGAGAUGGAGUA
Messenger RNA from Sycon ciliatum, 1724 nucleotides. RefSeq names its product tripartite motif-containing protein 2-like. The transcript is spliced from 7 exons. The record is from RefSeq and is a predicted model, not a curated record. Bases 9 to 950 code for a protein of 313 amino acids. Gene Ontology annotation, molecular function: protein binding; ubiquitin protein ligase activity. Lineage: Eukaryota; Metazoa; Porifera; Calcarea; Leucosolenida; Sycettidae. Gene Ontology annotation, biological process: protein polyubiquitination; proteasome-mediated ubiquitin-dependent protein catabolic process.